This is a messenger RNA of Alosa sapidissima (American shad), 2855 nucleotides long. It is a transcript of the gene gtse1, whose product is annotated as G-2 and S-phase expressed 1. Gene Ontology annotation, cellular component: microtubule cytoskeleton; cytoplasmic microtubule. The coding region runs from base 184 to 2538 and encodes 784 amino acids. NCBI's taxonomy places the organism in Eukaryota, Metazoa, Chordata, Actinopteri, Clupeiformes, Clupeidae. Gene Ontology annotation, molecular function: microtubule binding. The transcript is spliced from 14 exons. The record is from RefSeq and is a predicted model, not a curated record.
GGCGACAGUCACGAAAUUUGAAAUGUGGAUUGCUGUCGAUAACCUAAGAAAACAAAGUCUGCUGGAUAAAUUGUCGCAGCCAGUAUUUGCUGCUUUUAAAAAUAAAUUGUGCUCCUGCCGUAGCACGUUACUAACAACCUACGCUGCCUUUCUUUUCGACCUUUGGCUGUUUUCCAUCGGGUUAUGGCUGCGUUGGAUGAGCAAGACUUUGUGUCCGUGGCCGAUGAGAAGUUUGACUUUGACAUUUCACUUUCACCUGCGAGUUCUAAAGGAGAAGAGGAUGAAGAUGAAGUCUUUGUUGGUCCAAUCCAGCACAAGGAGCGCUGCAUUGCCGUUGGCGUGGAGGCGCAGCUGAAGGACAGCAUCAGCAGUGGUCCAUCGGUGGGGGAAGAGUCCAGCUGGAGUCCCCUCACAGUGGACAACUUUGACGAGAUCAGCAAGGAGGCCCAGCUGGUGGUCAGCCACUUGGACAGCAGCCUGCAUGGGUCGUCCAGAUCCCAGGAGGCUCGCCUCGAGGAGGAGGCCGAAUUCACUCCAGCUAGGGAGAGAUUUGCAGCAGAAAGUGCUGCCAAACGGAGGCUCAGCCCCAUCAAAAGGGAGACAUUUUGUAUUCAGGACAGUCCGCUGAAGCAGCUCCCGCCUGCCAUCCAGCAGCGUCUGAUGAAGGUGAAAGGGUCCGGUGCUGGGGCUGGGGCUGCAACUGGCCCUGGCAAACCUCGCCUCAGCACCUCCAGCCCCAUCAGGCAGCCUGGCGUUGCAGCCCUGCCCAGGAUGGCGCUCAGGAGCAAGACCGGGCUGGCAGGGCCUCGGAGCGUGCUGCCCAGCAGACCUACUGUCCCAGCGGCCACACAGACGCCUGUUAAAAUGAGGCCUGCUCCACCAGACAAACACAAGCUGCAACCUCCAGCCAGAGGUAACUUGGGCCCAAGACGCAGCCUGAGCUGCAGAGCGUCCACCAGAAUGGGCUCCACUGAAGAUCUUCUUUCAGACUCCGCUAGCGUCACCUCAGAUGUCAGCGACACCUCACUCAACACCAGCCUGACUGGGAAGAGAAGUAUCUGUCCGCCCUGCAAGCCUGCACUCAGAAGACCGUCCUCAGUCAGGGCUCCUGUUGCUCAGACGCAAAGAGCGGUGGACAGAAGGAGGAACACGUCAUCCUCCUCUUCCUCGGUGUCCAGCAUCAACUCCAGCACCACUGCGUCUCCCAUGCCCAAAGGUAGCAUCACUGCGUCUCCCAUGCCCAGAGGUAGCAUCACUGCGUCUCCCAUGCCCAAAGGUAGCAUCACUGCGUCUCCCAUGAUCAGAGGUAGCAUCACUGCGUCUCCCAUGCCCAAAGUGAAGCUGAAUUCCUCACUGAACUCUAGUGGCCUCUGUGUCCCUGCUGUCCCUGCUGCUGCCACCACCACCGCCGCCAAGUCCCGUCGCUCAUCAGUCAUGAGUCGAGCCCCAGAGCUGCCCGCAGCCGGCCGCAGGUCCAUCUCCGUCCAGAGCCGGAAGCCCUCGGAACCUCUCACCCGACCUGUCAAGUCCACUCCCUGCAAGAAACCUGACCCCACCCCUGUCCCCACCCCCCGCCAGACUCCAGCACGGCGUAGCAUCGCGCCCGCGUCCAGCGUCUCCAGGGCGGAGUGUGCGGUCAAAGGCAGCUCCAGACUGACUGGUCUCAUCAGCGCAACGCCCACAAAUCCCUCAAAAGGACCCAAUCGAUCAGAAGUUCCAGCAUUUGCAUCUCCGGAUGGCCCACGGAUAAUGAAGCCAAAACGGUUAAUGUCAGCUUGCAGUAUGGAAAAUUUAGCACUGAAACCAGGACACCCUGCUGGACUCCAGACGCCCUCUGCUGACAGAGAUAAGUUAUUGCCUCCGUCCAAGAUGAGAAGACUGUCUGCACUGCCCACCCCAAGCGGCCGCCGUGUUUCUGCUGCCCCCAUACAGACGCCCAAGAGUGCUGCCCAGCCCAGAUUUCUCCAGAGAACAGAGUCCUUACACGCCCCCUCCAGGAAGGCCCUUUUAAAGAGUCCAUCACAAGCGGAGGAGAUUCCGCUCGGCCCCCAGGAGGCUAUGAAGGCGGAGUCCAGUGAUGACCCUGCUGGUGUGGACAGGCCAGAGCUCGGCGGCUCCCUCAUCAUCUCCCUGGAGACGGACGCCGAGUCCCAGACAGCGCCACCCUCUGACCCGGCCCCAGAGGUCCCUGAGCCGGUCAACGAGCCGGUCAGCAAGCCGGUUGAGCCGCUUCUGGUGAACAUUGAGCCCCAGUCAGUCCCAGAGGAGGAGAAGACCAAUGACCAGACUCAGCUGGAUGUAACCCAGGGCCAGAAGAUGACGGAGGUCCUACUGAUGGAUCUGCCGGCUCCUACACUGACCCCUGAUGAGAAGCUCCUCAUUGACCUGUCCAACACCCCCGACCUCAUCAGAACAACCUCCAUCAAGGCCACUGGACAUCAGUUAAUUGACCUCAGCUCACCGCUCAUAAAAUGGAGUCCUGAUGACAAGAAGGAAAAUGUGGUGAAUGAAGCUCCGCUGAUCGACUUGUCCUUCUAACUGGCGCAUGAGGCGCGGCUGAUAGACUUGUCCUUCUAACUGGCGCAUGUGAUACAAAGAGCUCUUAGUUGAUCAAGAUAUUCUGGAAAAAAGAUACAGUAUGAAGAUGCAGUGGCUUUUAGUUUGACACCAUGUGGUUCACCUUUUAAUGAAAAUGCAGAUUACUGUACUGUCAGUGCAAUAUUUUACUGUGAGCAAUUUCCAAUAUUAUUGCAGGUACAGCCUUUUGAUUUAUUUGUCUGUGUGUCUGUUUAUGUCUCUGUGCUGGUUGCCUUGAUUUCUCUGAAUGUGCAAAUAAAUGUUAAGAUAUCCGUAAA